AUGGAAUAUGACCCGGCAUCACCUACAGAUGAGCCAGAGGACCCUCUUCCAGACGUUGAUCUCUCCAGUAUCCCGCUUCCCGGUAUCAGAAUCCUGCCAUCCGUUGAGUGUGGAGACGUUUCCACGAUAACUACGUGCAUCACCGAUAUCCCACUUCCACCAACAGACCUGAAAGCCUCCGAGAUACCCCUUCCACCGGCACCUGUUGCCGUGCAGUAUGCUCCAUACUUUUCUGAACAUUCGCUUCCUGCGGUGCCGCCACCACCACCACCGCCUCCACCUGCUGCUACUAAUUACAGUGAGCCAGAUUCCGCCUCUGUCCCACUGAAGUUUAGCCUACGUAGUUCUGCAAAAGGUCUUGGACAGGAUGUUUCGGGCGAGCCUUCUGGCGUUUUCGAGUCCUCAAAGGACCUUAAAACCAGCGAACCACGUGCAAUGCCGAAACUCCAAGCACUAAUGAAGCGCUCAAAGCCCUCAAAACUGACUGUGGGUGUCCUACCGUCCAAAACCAAACUCCCCGCCUCCGAGACGAAAACUGAGCUUUUCCUACCUACAAAGGAAAGUGAUGAAAACAACGGUGUUACAGCCGCCUUGGAAGUGGCAGCCAGUUUGGCUUCUACCAUAAAUUCAAGUGGGCUUCAGUCUGCUCCUUCAAAUCCAACUUCCGACCCCAAUGAACUUCUUACGAACGCUAUGAAAGAGGUGAGUGCGUUAAACAGCUUGGUUCACAUGGCUUCUACUGGAAAUCUCGCGCAGAUCGCCGUUGAGGCAUCACGUGCGGAACUAUCUGCACAUCUUCCUUCUACUCUUUCUUCUGCUAACAACUCCGCGGCACAUAUCCCCAAUCUUAUGAGCUUGACCGUGCAACCUGUACAGCCGACACCCCAACCUACCGCACUGUCGGCCGACCCGACAUCCGUCCUGCGACAACCGAAGAUGAACCUCGCUAAUAUGCAGUUUGUCAACCCACAGAAAUUGCGAUCUGCACAAAUGAUAGCAACCCCUUUGAUAGCCAAUCCUGCAAUUGCUGCACAGCCUCACCACUCCGACGAACAGUCAAAGUCCAGAGAUAGUCGGCGGCGUUCGCGAUCUCGGUCACGCAGAAGAUCGCACUCAGGUCGUCGUUCAAGUCCUAACCGCAGGAGUCGACGGCAUCACUCCUCGAGUUCAGAUGGUUCUACUCCGCGCCACUCUUCCCGAGGGUAUCAACGACGGUCCAGGUCACGCCACAGCUCGGAGGAGCGAUAUACAAAACCCCGAAGACAAUCAAGGGGUCGAGAUUGGGACAGACGUGAUCGGGACCGCUGGAGAGAAGAUUCGUUCGAAUCGGAGCGCAGGCGGAGGAGCGACAGAUCGUUUGGUGAACGGCGUACUGCUGCGAGGGUUUCACCUAUAUCGAGAUACAGUGAGAGAUCGCGUCGUCGUUCUGACUCUCACGAUCGUUCCUGGCGUAAUAGGUUGUCCAGAAGGUCACCGGACCGUGACAAACGAGCUGAUUCCAGAGAUAGGGAUCGGUUUUCGCGGAACGAGGCUGACCGGCGCAGGUCUAAGCCCGCCGAAAGAAAACGAUCGCGCUCCCCUUCGGAACGAGAGGACGUCGAACGGAAACGCAGAAAGUCGAGCUCCGAACAGCGACCGGCUGAUAAAAUUGGACAGAAAUCAAAGGAUGUUAGAAUCGAUCAAACCAGAGUGGAUAAUCACAAUCAGGGGAUAGCAUCGUCGGACAGUGAGGCAGAAUCUAGCGAUACUUCUGAGAGCUCCAGUGAUUCACACCGAAGUAAAAGUUCAGGGGCACCUGUGGCAGAGAAGUCAUCACCUAAGAAGUCAGUGCGGCCUCGUUCAGUCAGUUCUAAAGAAAGUUCGGAUUCCUCUCCUAUGCAGGAUGCUAUGAAGGAUGAUUGCCAAGAGGCGGAUGAUUUACCCACUAGCGAACCCAGCCCGGCUAAGUCGUUAUCCACCCGAGAAUCAGAACUCAUAAAUGCGUCGUUACAUCCGAGGAAUGCUGGUGUAGGCUCUGUUUCUCCAGUCGCGCCUUCCCAGCAAGAUGAGAGUGAUGCCAUGGAUUUGGCCUCAGAUACCGAAGUAGGCUCAGCUGACACCGGUAGUCCGGGACCUGUUUCGAUCGCGCAACUUUGCAGUGAUGACGUUUUUUGUGGCAAUACUCCUGAACAAUCUGCAUCGCACGUUAAUUCGGAUGCCGACCUAACGGGGAUUCAGCAUUCAACCGUACCCUCCGGGGGCCCACCAAGUUCUUCGGCACACGAACUCUCAUCACCCAAUACCGUGCGAUUGGAUUCCACAUUGGAACCUAUCGCUGCGGUCACAAAUCUCAUGGUAGACACCAGUCCUCAACCCUCACCGGCGCAUUCCAUCCCUGGGCGUGUCGAGGGCAAGUAUGAUCUACGCGAGAGGAAGACGAAGGAGAACAGAGCAACUGACAGGGAGUUGGACCGUCUACUCAGUGCGAUGUUUGCCGAUCUUGCAAGGUCUGAACCAUCUUCGGAAGUUUUUGAUUCCCACCCAGAGGCUCCCAGACCAGAAUACCAGCACAUUGUUGAAAAUGAUUAUAGUCGAAUAGAGCGCAUCAACAUGACAACAAUGCAAAAUAAGGUGGACGGUACCGCCAAAGCUAGCUUACUUGGGUCGACGGCUAGUUUGACACAUCAUGAAAUGCGACGUUGGAUCUGUGACUGUGCAACACCUUCCGUGGAGGAAAUAAGAGCUGGGAUUUUCCCUUGCGGUCCAGGCUGCAUCAAUCGGGCAUUGAAUAUUGAAUGUGGCCCAUCCUGUCCAGCAGGCGAAUUUUGUCAUAAUCGUCAAUUUCAAAAGCGUUUGUAUGCGCCAACCGAACCAUUUUAUUGUGGACCGGGAAAGGGUUGGGGGCUGAGAACCACAUCCCCGGUCAAGAGGUCCACGUUCAUAAUUGAGUACGUUGGAGAGGUGAUUGAUUUCACGGAGUUUCGUCGUCGAAUCAGACGUUACGAGAAGCUUGGCCAUGCACACCAUUAUUUCAUGGCCCUGGAAUCUGACAGGUUUAUUGACGCUGGUGCCAAGGGGAACUGGGCACGCUUUGUGAACCACUCUUGUGAGCCAAAUUGCGUCACACAGAAGUGGAGUGUGGACGGUGAGAUUCGGAUCGGGUUCUUCGCUAGAGAAGAUAUUAAAGCCGGUGAAGAGAUCACUAUUGAUUACCAAUUUGUCCAAUUCGGUGCCUCGGAACAAAAGUGCUACUGUGGGAAGCCAACUUGUUCGGGAAUAAUGGGUUCCACCAGCAAAACCCUCCAAGAUAAGGUUCGUCUCAAGGAUACCAGUGUGGUUGAACGGCGAGUGAUGCAGCUGCUGCAGCGGGAUUCGUUUCAGCGUGCCGACGAUAUCACUCUUGUUUUGCAAGUUAUGGUACAAGAGUGUCUUACCAGAUACACCCGCAUGGAGUUGCUUAAACGGCUAGCGGCUACGCAUUCAGUCGCUUGCUUGAAGCUUUUUCGCCAGUACAAUGGACUGGACAUGUUGGCAGCAUUCAUGUGUGAUUCACAUGUGGACGAUUGGGAGUUGAAACGACAAAUUCUUCUUUGCCUCGAUCACAUACCGGUGUCUGAACAAAAGCAAGUACAGUCCAACUCCCGUCUGAUGGAUAUUGUUGCUCAGUGGGCGGUUGAUCCACAUUAUUGUCGUCGUCGUUGCACUUCACCUGGAGACGCGCAAACUCCACAUAAUGACUCCAACAUGACGGGCAAUGGACGGAAUGGUGAUAAUGCUGAACACAAUAUCCUUUCAGGAGGUAGUCGUCAUCUGGUCGUCGAAAUGGAAGGGAUUGGUUUCCCAGCACCAGCCACUCCAGUCGGAAACGUAACGAUGUCACAACAAGUUGGAGAGUAUAUUCCUGAAAAUGGUUAUGUUGGAGGCACUUCUCCCGUCCAGCUGAUUGUUGGAGGCGUUUUCGACUCCUACCCCUCAACACCCGGAUCCACACAGUCGUCUGUUCUCAGCCAAGUAACUACACAGUCGUCCUCAUUGACUGCUUCCGAUGUACACGCAAGCUCUAACUUGUCGUCUAAUCCUUCAGUUUCGGGGACCAACUGUGAGGUGUCUUUGGGUUCCGCAUAUGUGGAUGUGGAGACCGGUGAAGUCGAGCCUCCAAUGCUACCGAAUAGUGCUUCUAAUUCCAAAGAAAGCACCUCUCUGCCGGAUGAAGCCGAAUGGAUUCGGGAAAUCCGGCAACUGGCGUUACAGCUUAUCGAAAAGUGGUCGAAGUUACCGAAAGAAAACUACCGAAUUCCCCGGACGGAGCGACAGGAGACUGAAAAAGAACUACAUUUUCCAAACCAUACGGGUUCCUGUCUGGUAUCUUGGGGCCAUAACGAUGAAACUGAUCAUUCAGUUACUUCAUGGGGGCAGCCCAAUAACAAGAAGUUCUCAAGUUCUCGAUCCAGACGCAGUACGGAGAAUCCAAGUUGCAAUCUAUCCUCGCUUUCUACCGAAACAAACACCCGCAAGUUGACAAAGAUGGAGAGACGUAAAUUGUUUGAAGCGCAGGUGUGUGCAGCCGAAUCGAAAACGGAUGACUCCACUCCAGACCCGCCUCAGCCGUCAGCCUUUGGGUCUGAUAACCUUGAUGAAGUUGAAACGCUGCGUCAAUUGAUUCUGUGCUCACUCUUGGAGGAGUUGAAGAAAACUGGUCCGGAUCUUUCGAAAUUCGGAACACCCGGGAGCGAAGAGGGACGAACUGCCGUAUUGCUGAAUACAUUGCUGCAAACACUGCCCAGUCUUCUUUCAAAGUUAACAACUACCAAUGAUAUCAGCGCAAUUAAUCGAUUAUGCCAGGAACUGCAAAAGCGUAAAGCUGACCCUGUCAACGUCCUCCCCGCCGGAUGGCAGUCAGCCGUGGAUCCAAGUGGUCGCAUAUACUAUUACAAUAUGUCUACCAAGGUCGUUCAGUGGGAAAAACCCGGUUGCAGAGAUGGUAAUGACCAUAAUAAAUUGGGUUCAACUGAACCGUCAGAGAAGUCUACGCAACCCGUUUUGAGCGCCGAUGUGCGUAAGCAGAUGGAGAAGGACUUCACACAAGAGGUUGGGAAGUUCAUCCUCCGUUUGCUUCGACCGUAUCGUCUACCCAACUGCAUGACUGGACGGAUAGAGUCAAAUGAAGAUCUUGUUCACGUUACCAGAAAGAUGACUCACGCUUUUGUGUCCAAAGAACUCUUGCGUUGUCGUUACACAAUGCCCCCAACUUUAACCGAAACACUCCAAGAUCGCAUCCGUACCAGUUUGACACGUUACAUGACUUCUCGUGGAGCAGUCUACAGACGAGGCAAGAAAGCUCUUUCCACUCAGCCUGCGAUAACUUCAAUCAGCUCAAAAUCCGAAACUCCUGCCACAUAAAGCUAUUUUUCGUCAUGCUCUAGUCCUUUUGCAAAUUCCAAUCUUGUUUUGUUCGGUUUGCUGUGGUGUACAUAACAAACUUGCUUAGUUUUUUUCUUGGCUCGAACAUCGCCACCGUCUCACGCACUAAUCUUGUCUAAGUUACAGGCAGCAGCAACUCUUUGCGACCGAUAGAAUUUCUGACAAUAGGAAUUUUCUCUUUUGGAACACCCCUGAAACUGCGAAUUUCUUCAAUUCCCGUCUAACCGCCUAUGGUCCCAACAUUUAUUGGCACCAUUGUACUCGGGGUUCUCUUUCACUCUGUCCUUCCAGCUUUCCUCAUUCGCCGUGACAGCGUGACUAUGGCUGUGUUCUAUCUCUGUUGUUCGUCCACUUCGCUUCCUCUCUUUGAUUGGAUAGGUUUUGUUCCUUCAAAGAUACCCAUUCACAUGUACUCACAACAGCUUCCCCAUAGCCUCUUUAUAUUCUUCCUUCGUGAUGCUAAUAUUAAUCUCAUGGAUGUGUGUGUGUACAUAAUGUAGCUAUCCUACUGUCGUAUCCCUUUUCGGCUGCGACUUCCCCCUAGUGCUUAUUGAUCGUUUUAACACCUACAAGUUAUGUGCAUGACCAUAGCACUUUGUCUAUGUCUUUCGACCACAUAUCCCACAAGCCUAGGUAAGCAAGGUUUUUACCGAUCAUUUUGUAUGAUAAAGUACCUUCUCAGUGUGCUCUGUUCAGUUGUUCAAUUAUCGGGCCAGGGAGUUUUUAAUUCCACGACUGAUGUAGUAUUUUCAAUAUAUAAAUUCAGCUAUACUGUGAGUAGUUAGCCUGCUGUUUCAA
This is a messenger RNA of Opisthorchis viverrini, 6198 nucleotides long. RefSeq lists its product as hypothetical. The coding region runs from base 1 to 5379 and encodes 1792 amino acids. Gene Ontology annotation, molecular function: histone H3K36 methyltransferase activity; protein binding. The transcript is spliced from 19 exons. Gene Ontology annotation, cellular component: chromosome; nucleus. NCBI's taxonomy places the organism in Eukaryota, Metazoa, Platyhelminthes, Trematoda, Opisthorchiida, Opisthorchiidae. The record is from RefSeq and is a predicted model, not a curated record. Gene Ontology annotation, biological process: regulation of DNA-templated transcription.